GCCCACACUCCCUUCAUCCUGCCAUUACGCCUUACCUCGCUGACAACGUGCCCCCCUGUCAGCUUCUUCAACGGACUCUGCAGCUCGCAGAUCACGCAAUCCCCGGUAACAAACUCCGGCCACGCGCGCCCGUGCCGGGUCUUUCGCUGACCAGCGGGGCCCAGUCGUCAUCCUUCUUCCCCCACUCGCUCGACGCAGACCCAAUCCCAACAGAAAUCGCCGCAUGGCUCGCCGCUCACUUCGGAUCGGCCGAACGACCUCCUGGAUAUCGGGCUGCCCCACCCGAUGGUGUAUAAGGGACCCCGGCACUCGAUUCAUACCUCUCGCCUCGCUGUUACUCGCCCUCCUCGCCACAAUAUCGAUAAUUUUGCGCCGUCGCGGGGAAAACAGGGGCUGCCGCGGGGGAACUUCGGCUAGCCGUCAUCCGCGCCUCCAGUGUGGGCCUCAGGGCCUUCCCUCGGUUGCGAGUCGGGCGCUGGUGGCCUCGCCACCUAGAAUUGUCGCCGGGGACUUCACCAAUUGGUCGCCGGACCUCUCCUAUCACGAUCGAGCCGCCGCGCAGCGAGGGCGGACUUCCUCGGAGCUUAAUCUGCGAACCUUUUUGAACGAUCUAGGCUUCCUGGAAUUAGGAACGUGGAUUUGAUCUGCUCCUCCAAUGGCGACCUUUAGCAAGGCUAGCAGGUUGUGUGGUGCAGUGACUAUGCAACCAAAACAGCUGUGGAGUCUACUACUCUCGAGAAUCUUGCCUAAGCUGCUCGGUCUUCCUGGUAUUUUGCUGAAGAAAUUCCGAAAGGAAGGUGUGAUGGAAUUGGAUGCUGCUGCAUUGCCAGAGCUGCCACAGGAUGUGUUGAUGGACAUCUUUGGUACACUUGAGGUCCUUGACCUCAUCCGAGCAGGCUCAGUUUGCUCGUCAUGGCAUGCUACCUACAAAUGCUUGCUCGACCUGAGGCAAUACAAGCAACCCCAGACACCAUGCCUGUUCUACACUUGUGAAUCUGCCGGUAGCAACGUAGGGUUUCUAUACAGCCUCAAGGAAAAUAGGUCCUACAAGUUAACUCUACCGGAGCCACCCAUCCGCAGUAGGUUACUGAUCGGGUCCUCCAACGGUUGGUUGAUUACUGCAGAUGAGAGGUCGGAGUUGCACCUUGUGAAUCCCAUAACUGGAGAACAGGUUGCACUUCCCUCUGUGAUUACCAUAGAGCAUGUGAAUCCCAUCUUUGAUGCAUCAGGUACUAUCCGUAUGUACGAGUUGUCAUAUCAGACACCACCCGACCUGUUUGAUCUCGGUGAUCUGCGCGAUGAACUCUACUUCAAGGCAUUUGUGUUUCCCGAUCCAUCCACCACUGGAAGCUACAUCGUGGUUCUUAUUCAUGAGCCAUAUUCACGACUUUCGUUUGCACGACCGGGAGAUGACAAGUGGACCUGGGUUGGACAAGGUAGCCAAUAUAAAGACUGCACAUAUGUGGAUGGUCUUUUGUAUACAGUGAAUUACUCUGGAGAAAUUGAUGCGUUUGAUUUUACCGCGUCUCCUGUUAAAAUGACAGUAAUUAUGAAAGAGCUGAAGUAUCCUGUAUGUGAAAACAUGUACAUUAUUCAGGCUCCAUGGGGUGAUCUGCUGCAUGUUUGGAGGACUAUUGACGUUCCACCCAAUGCUCCGCAGUGGGUCCCUGGAGAAUGCAUGUUCGAAACCUUAAAAAUACAAGUGCAUAAAGUGGACUUGGAAGCAAAGCAACGAGUGGAAAUAAACAGGUUGCAGUGUGAUAGUGUUUUAUUUCUUGGCCACAACGAUUCACUUUGCCUUAGUGCUCAAGUACAUCCAGAACUCAAGUCAAAUCAUGCAUACUUCAGUGACGAUUUGAAAGAAGUGGCUGUUUCAUUAAAAAAUUGCAUGCGUGAUAUGGGAGUUAUGGACUUGGAAAAUAGUGUCAAGAAGGAAAUUGUCUCUCAAAUUUGGUCCAACUGGCCCUGUCCCACUUGGAUAACACCCAAUCUUAUGAAGCUGAAUCAGGCAUUCAACAGAUAGCUUUUUAGGUAUUAUUAUUUAGUACCUUUGUUUUGUUAUUUUUGUAUCGAAAAUGGUGUAAUUGAUAUUAUGAUAAAAGAAUUGUACGUCAUACAAUGGUCAUUCUACCUAAUAAGAUGUGUAGCGGUA
Molecule: messenger RNA, 2152 nt
Organism: Zea mays
Lineage: Eukaryota; Viridiplantae; Streptophyta; Magnoliopsida; Poales; Poaceae
Exons: 3
Coding region: 656-2023 (455 amino acids)
Molecular function (GO): protein binding
Source: RefSeq, a predicted model, not a curated record